Molecule: messenger RNA, 3064 nt
Organism: Mercenaria mercenaria
Lineage: Eukaryota; Metazoa; Mollusca; Bivalvia; Venerida; Veneridae
Exons: 25
Coding region: 14-1825 (603 amino acids)
Source: RefSeq, a predicted model, not a curated record
UAUAGCAACAAAAAUGGCGCUGCUCGUUCGGGAUCCGACGGGUGCUGAGUAUGCAAACGCGGAGCAAGAACUUCAAGAAAGGAUAUUAAACAUAUAUGGGGCACCAGAAAAUGACGAUCAGCUAUUCAGACCGGACCUUGCCGACCAGCAUAAGGUUGGAUUUUUUGGUCUUGACCGGGCAUCACAGACAAAUGUCACGGAGAUUGUGGACCUCAAGGAGAUGACAGAAGUCCUCCAAAUUCUUUUACAGGAUGUUGCUACUUUGAAAAGAGACAUCAACUUUGCUAAGCAUGUGAUGCAAGCUGAUUAUGAAUCAAAGUUACAACAGAAGUCUUUAGAGUUAUAUUGCCGUAUUAAUGAAAGGGUAACAGAUUUAGAGAAGAUGCAUGAAGAGAGAGUUGGUACAGUCAGAAGGGCAUUUAGACAACAGCUUUCAGAUGCAAUAGCUCGAGUAGCAGUAUUAUAUAAUAAAAAUCUUCAGCGAAAGGUACGACAGGAGAAGUCUAAGCAUGAAGGUGAUGCUGAUAAACUGGAAGAGAAGUACAAGGAGCUGCAGCAGACGAUACAGAGGAACGAGUCCAUUAUACACAUGCUAAAAAUGCAGAUACAACAGUUGCAGAACAAAGAACCUAGUUUGGCUGAUAGUCCUUCUCUAGCCGAUUCCGAGCGGCCGUCAGCAGUGACACCCCAAACUCCGAGUUCUGCCGGUAAAGCAAUGAGUUUUGGCGAGAGCCCACCGACAACUGCCGUGACUUCAGCAAGACCACCGAGCGUCCGAGAAAAGGGUGUACAAGCGUCCAUCAAGCCGCUGACAAAAAAUAAAGAAGUACAGUUUGAUGAGUCAGUGCAUUCUAAAACACCAAGUGUAAAUCACGAGGCUGAAAUUCUUAAGGAAGAACUUGAUGAGGUGAACAAGAAGCUUAGUCAGCUGGAAGAGAGUUUACAGGAGAAAGACGAUGAAAACAGCGAACUGAAAAAAGAAAUAAAUAAACUUAGUGACCAGCUUACAAAUGAAAAAAUGGAAAAACAACAGCUCCAGAUAAAAAUUGAGACGGUGAAAAAUGAGAUAGACCAGGACAAAUCCAAUACUCAGAAAAUGAUUGCAAAACAGAAAGAAGAAAUGGAACGAAUGAUGCGUGAAAAGUUGGCGCAAGCACAACAGGCUAAUAGUGAAGCGACUGAAGCACAGCUUAAGGCAAGACAGCAGGCAGAAAAAGAAAAAAUGGCAUAUUUGUAUGAACAAGAAAAGAGGCUUAAGGAAGAGCUAGCCAAGGAAAGAGCCAAUCUUGCCGAAGCAUUGAAAGGUGAUUCGGAUGUGAACAGAUUACGGAAAGCCGAACAGAUGCUUAGAGAAGAAGUUGCGAGAUUAAAGCGUGAAAUUGAGCGAAUUCACAGAACUUGGGAAAAGAAAUUUGCUAUUUUGCAGCAGAGUUUGCAUGCUCUGAAAGAUGAAAGUUAUAUACGACAACAGUUACAAAGACAAGCAGCUAACCUGCAUCAUGCCGCUGUUAGCUAUGCAGCUGAUACCCCUAUGGGAAUACAUCCUUCCUCGAAACACACAAGUCCUACUAAAAGACCACUGCCGGAUAUUCCAAAAUAUGCUAGGCCAGUAAACCCAAAUGCAACUCCAGGUGCUCCACAAGAGAAAGACUAUAUUUCUUAUACAGUGUCUGCCCCUAGUGGAAGGGGAACCGCCAUUUUCUCAGCAGAUGAAAAUCAGAUAAUGUCGGAGAAUGAUAGAGAAGAUAUUCCAGCUGAUGUUGUACCUCUUCCUGAAAGACCGCAAAGACUAGGAAAGCACCAGACUUUGACUAAAGUCACGUGAAAAUCUACUGCCCCUGGCAAGAAGUCUGCGGAUAUUGACACUGCCAGAUUUAAAUCUGGAAAAGGACCAGUCAUAAUUGUUCCACGUGUCACGUGAUACUUGUUUGACGUCAUCAGUUGAAUGUGUAAAAGCGUGUGUUAAUUUUUUGUAACAUGAGAAUUACUUUAAAUCAUAUUAUCAUACACCUGUUCUGCAAGGUACAGUAUUUUUGCAGAAUAAGAAAAGACCGUAUGAUCUGCUCACCAUCUGUAAACAGACGAAGGUGUCAGUGGAGCAGUGUCUUCUGAUAUGAGAAGAUUUAUAUUACCGCACCAUGAGAAAACCAACAUAGUGGCUUUGCGACCAGCAUGGAUCCAGACCAGCCUGCGCAUCCGCGCAGUCUGGUCAGAAUCCAUGCUGUUCGCUUUCAAAGCCUCUUGCAAUUAGAGAAACUGUUAGCGAACAGCAUGGAUCUUGACCUGACUGCAUGGAUGCGCAGGCUGGUCUAGAUCCAUGCUGGUCGCAAACGCACUUUGUUAGUUUUCUUAUGGCGCGGCUCAUAUGUGCAUGUAUGUGUUGUUGACAUUUCAUUUUAAAGAAAGUAACAUGACUCCUUACAGUUUAUAUCCACAUGUUAAGUAAAAUACUUGACAGUGGCAGAACCACCAGUUUUCUGGAGGCUUAUGGGAACAAAGCAUUGCUAGUUUUCGUUACAACACAAUAAUAGUGUUAAACAAAUAAAUAUGAUCGUAUUUAAAAAAUAUAUAUAUAAUUUUAAAAAAAAAUCUAUUUUUCUUGUACUUAAUGAAAAUACUGUUUCAGCAGUUUUUGCAAAGCAUUUAUUUUAUAUGUCGUGCAAAUCAAACUGCCGUUUUGUAACAUAUACAUGUAGUUACUUUCACAGAACAAGUUGUUGUCCGAAAUAGGAGACAUGUGUCAUUGUUCGUACGUAUGUACGUCCCGAAAACACUCAAGACGUGUAUUUGAACAUGUCGGUGUGUAGUUCAAAAGAUUGUUUAUUACCUCGCUAAAAUAUUUUUUGACAAAAUUUAUAUAGAGAACGAAAGCAUUAACACCACCAAAGGGAAACAGAUUUCUUGAACUUUGCAGGAUUCGCGGCUGGUAGAUUUGAUUGAGCAAUAUUUGCUGAAAACUGUGAUAUUUUUUGUUAUUUUAUUUCAUACGUUGUUUAAUAUACCGAAUGUGCUUUAUUAUUGAUAAUAAAUGUGCAUACCAUGUAAAUAAAAAUUGAAAAUAUUA